AUGAAAUAUUUCACAACAAAUAGAUCAUUACAAACAACAACUAUUAAGAGUAUUAUUGGUUUAAUUUUAUUCGCGCUAGUUUCUGUAUUUGGUUUUCUCCUUGGUUCAAGUUUCAAUGAAGCGAACAGUAAAAUACACCUCAUAUUUUCAUCAGAUAUAAAAUUAGAUCCAAGAUCAUCAACAAAUAAUCAACAAUCGAUAAAAUCAUCUUCUCGUGAAUAUAAUUCCACACAUCUUUGGUCAAUGCGUUUAGCUAAUGAAGAUUAUUUUCGUCUAGCACGUCUUUUACCAUGUCGUAUUGUUGAAUAUGUCGGUGGACCAAAUGUCAAUAAAAUUGAUUCAUGUGAUCAUUCAUCAACAAAUGAAUUUUCAAUACAGAAUACAUUACAAGCUCAAAAGUGGCUUUAUGAACAUCAACAUCCAAUGGAUUGUAUGAAUAAACGUUUUGCUAUUAUUCAAAAUUUUGCUUGGUCCGGUUUUGGAUCUACUUUUCAUCAAAUUGUAUGGGCCUUUGGUGCGGCAAUAGCGGAUAAUAGAAUUGCCGUGUAUCAAACCCCAGGAAAUUGGCUUUAUGGAACUUGUGAUUUAAGGACACCUGAUUGUAUUUUUCUUCCUAUAACUAAUUGCUCUAUUCUAUCAAAAGUCGAUAGUAAUCAAACAAUUAAAAUCAAUGCUAAUACUGGUCAUUGGUCUAAACCAAUUCAUCCAUCUAUAUUUCAAAAUCGAACUUUUAAUUGGUACCGUGCACAAUUAUUAUUUUAUUUAAUGCGAUAUAAACCUGAAACAUUAACACACGUACAGAAUACCAUAGCAAACUAUUUCAAACCACCUUCAAUUGAUCUUCAUCAUCCAUAUAUUGCUGUAUAUGUGCGUCGAUCAGAUAAAGUUCGAAAUAGAGAAAUGUCUCAAGCAUAUACACUUAAGCAAUAUUUUGAUUUAUUUGAUACUGAUGUUCGACGAGCGAAUAUAAGCACAGUUUAUAUUAAUUCCGAAGAUGAACAAGUAUUCGAUGAAUUUUUUCAAAUCAAUAAAGAAAAACAAGGCUAUUAUAAAUUAUUAAAUAUAACAGCAGAAAGAAACGUUGUUUUUGCAUCAUUAGUUCAUAUGACAAAUGAACAACGUAGAAAAAUUGUAUUAGAAUUUCUUAGUGAUUUAUUUAUUGAAGCUAAUGCAGAUUUACAUGUUGGUACAUUAUCAUCAAAUUGGUGUCGAUUGGUUGAUGAAAUGCGUCUUGUACUUGGAAAAACAAUACCUUUUUAUACACCUGAACAAAGGUUUUUAAUGGAUAUGCGACGGUGA
This is a messenger RNA of Rotaria sordida, 1299 nucleotides long. NCBI's taxonomy places the organism in Eukaryota, Metazoa, Rotifera, Eurotatoria, Philodinida, Philodinidae. The record is from the annotation of a GenBank genome assembly.